AAUCUUAUGGCAGUACACACAAUGUGAAUGGAACACAGAUGGCCAACGCUAAAGCUCUGUCAAGCUCAAAUGGUACCAGACAGUCACAUGUCUCCACCAAACACUGUGGAUUACCAUUUAGUUCUAAUGAAAUUUCUGGGAUGCACAUGACCCUCAAACCCUGCGAGCAGCUGCAAAGCAGAACUAAUUCUGCAGGGACGUCCUUCACUGCAUCACAAAACGGACAAGCAUGCAUAUCAGAUAGAAGGUGUUCAUCCCUCUCCACCGCUGUGGUGGACACCUCAGAGAAGUGUGAACUGGUUAUUGUUGAUGGUAAAAAUGUCAGGAGAAGAGAAAAUACUGACUCCUGUGCAGAGAUUCCCCAGCUGCAUGUGGUUAAAUGUAAAAACAGCACCGCCUUCCGAUUAGUUUCACCAAAGCUCAACAGGAGGAAGAUGGUUGUUCCAGAUGGUGCUCAGCUUGGAAGCACUUCAGUAACUAGCAGAAAUAGCCAUCAAACACCGAACCCAUCACAGACAGAUACACCUCUAGUGGCAGAGAAACAGAAGACAUCCCAGCCUCCCUCUGCUCGUCCUAGACCUGACCACUUACCCCUAGGAUCUCCAGACCCCGGAGCCCACCCCCUCUAUCUGGGAGUAGCAUCUCUCACAGGCGGCAGAGACAGGGUGGGCAGGGCAGUAGUUGAACUGUAUGGUGACCACCAGGGAUGGCGAACAGCGGUAACAAGCCAGGAGAUCUUCCAGAUGCUGCUCUACUUCUACUCUAUUACCAGGAAAGAAAUCAGAGAAGCUGGGAUGACACUAGUGUUCGAUGCGAGGAAAACAAAUCCUCAGCCGCAGCUCUACAAGGCUUUGAUGACUCUUCAGGAACAGUGCCCCCAAGCAGCGAACAGUUUGGUUCUGCUGGUGGACAAAGAGAGCAACUUCAGACCAGAAAGGUGUCCAGGGAUACAGACUGAUAUGGUGACAUCAAUGAAGUCAUUGUUCAAGCUGGUGGAGGGGAGUCAGCUGAGCUCCCGCCUGGAUGGGACACUAUCUCACAGUAACAUUGACUGGAAGGACCUGCACCAGAAACUCUUCCCAUUUGUCUAUGAUCUUCAUGUGGCCUCCAGCCUGCUCCUGAGAGCCAUCAGUAAGCUAGACGAGCCCCGGAGGACAGACAGUGCACAGGCUGUGCAGCAGUGCAUGAAUGACCAGAGGACUCUGAUGAGGGACGUUCUGGAGGAUAGCCGAUUGGUCAGCCUGCAGAGAGAGGGUGGGGCUAUUCUGGCCAGGCUAAGGAAGGAGAGCGACCUCAAAUACCCCCAUUGCGAGGACUUUAGUGAUGCAGUGGACUCGGUGACCAGUCUGUACAACCAUGUGGAGGAGCAGGCUCACUUCCUUGUGCAGAGGUCCAACGUGUCACUGGAGCACCUGGAGUACCUGCUGCAACUCAGAGAGAUGGAGGGACACUUCACACAGAUUCAGCAGUGGGUUAAUGAAGAGGGAGAGCGCCAUCUGCUGGAGGCGGAGUCAGUCGAGGAUUCUGGAGACAGAAUGGAGCAGAUCCUCAACAGCUUCACUGGUUUCCUAAUUGAAGCUAAUGACCGACGACACCAUGCCAUGUCGCUGGUGUCAGAAGCUGAGCAGCUUCAGCAGAACGGGCUCUCGUACCCGGAGACUGAGACGUUCAAGGAAUUUGUCUACGCCUUCAAGUCAGGCCUAGAGGACUUCCUGUGCCGGGCAGAGGAGUGUGGUAGAGAGCUGCAGAUCAUGGUCAACGUGUGUGAUUUUUGUGAGCAGGCUACAGCACUGGCCAAUGAAUGCACUGACUACCUGGAUCAGAGUCAGUCCAGAAUCCAUGCAGUGCAGGACUUUGAAAGUGCCUCACAGGCUCAUCAAAGAGACCUUCUGCACCAAAACCAACACUCUAGCCCAAACGUUUCAUCCCUUUGUCAGUCUGAUAUCCAUGCAGAGCAUGGCUCAGAUCCAACCACCACCAGUAUUUCCCCUUCUUGCACUGACAGCUCCAUCCUCCGGGCUUUCCAAGACAGGUUCCAACAGUUCAGCCCAGAGAGAUUCCAGGAGGUAAAGGCCCAGGCCAGCUUCCUGCGGGGCCCCCGGGGGAUGCGUGUCUGGAACUUUGCCUGGCUGAGAUGUCAGGAAGCCAGGCAGCAGCUUCAGGAGAGGAUGCAGAAUGUGGAUGAGGUUUAUCACCAUCAACCAGAUUCUAGCAGCUGGUGUGAAGGUCAUUUUGUUGAUGUGGUGAGCACUAAUGUUCAGACAGCAUCUCCCGGUGGCCAGAAUUUGGUGGUGCAAUCAACCCCUGGGCCUCGGCAUCCGCAGUGGGAAAGCAUCGUGUCAGGAACAGUGGAUUUAGGAAAGAGAAGACCGAUCCUGGGCAACAAAAGCCCCAAUUCAACAACUGUAGCUUGCUGUAACAUCAUCAUCAAACCUGAGGAUCGCAGUGAUGCUGGAACAUACCAGGGGUCAAAGGUCCCUCCACAGUCACCUCAUAGGUCAGCAAAGAGAACAGAAAGAGAGCCGAGGAGGAGACAGACAAGCAGAGCAAGGAGCGAGAGAGAUGCUGCCGCUCUGUCUCAGUCCCACACUGUCGGCUGCCAGUGGUUUCCAUGGGGACGGGGUCUCGGAGCGAGGUCAGCAAGCCAGGACUCAUGUACCCCAGGAGCGGCACCAGUGGGGUCAUCCACUCCUCCAGAGCAGCGGGUUCGAACCUCAUCAUCUUGCUCCCACUACGGUCAGCCAUCUUGUCGAAUCCUCCAAGAAGCCCAGAAGUUUCAGAUCUCCCGCCACGGGAGCUUCUGCUCCGAAGAUUCCUGUAUGAGCGAGCAGGGGGCUGCGGAGGGUAAAGGGACUUCAUGGUGCAAACACUCCAGUCUGCCCAUUGGGAGAUAUGAGGGGGCCUUUUGUUUAGCGAGUCCACAGAGGAGUGCCAGCAAUGCCCUGAGGCUGCAGCGUGUCAUGGAGGAGUUGGUGUUCACAGAGAGGGAGUACAUCCGCUCCCUGGGCUACAUCCUCACUCACUACCUCCCCCUAAUGGACAGACUAGACAUCCCCCAGGACCUCAGGGGCAAGCGAGGGGUCAUCUUUGGCAACCUAGAGAAGCUUUAUGAUUUCCACAGCCACUAUUUCCUGCCUGAGCUGGAGGCCUGCCCAAGGGAGCCUGCAAUGAUGGCUCGCUGCUUUCUCAGACAUAGUGAGAGUUUUGGUCUGUAUGCUUUGUACAGCAAGAACAAACCUCAGUCAGACGCCCUGAUCCUUCACCGCCGCCAUGACAUCUUCAAGAAGAAGCAGCAGGAGCUGGGAGACAUGAUGGACCUUUCAUCCUACCUUCUGAGGCCUAUCCAGAGGAUUAGCAAGUACAGCCUUCUGCUACAGGACAUGUUGGCUUUGGCUGGCUCAUAUAGUCCAAAAGAUAUGAUCCAGGAUACACCGUGUAUGUCUAGCAUGUGCACACAAAGCGUGUCUAGCCCAACUAUGCAUGUGCCUGAUCUGACGAGCAGUGAGAGGGAGAGGGAGAGGGUUGAAAUCCAGGCUGCUGCAGAUCUGAUUCGAUUUCAGAUGCGCCACGGCAACGAUUUACUCACCAUGGAUGCCAUCCAGGACUGUGAUGUGAAUUUGAAAGAACAAGGCCAGCUGAUUCGCCAGGAUGAAUUCACAGUUUUCUUCAGGAAGAAGAAAUGUGUCCGCCGCGUCUUCCUCUUUGAAGAUCUGAUUCUCUUCAGCAAGACCAAGAAGACAGAUGUUGGAAAUGAUGUUUACAUCUACAAGCAGUCAUUCAAGACCAGCGACAUUGGAAUGACUCAUAACUCUGGUAUGAGCGGUCUGUGUUUUGAGAUCUGGUUCCGCAGGAGGAAAAGUGAGGACACCUACACUCUGAGAGCCUCAAGCAUGGAGAUGAAGAAAGCCUGGACCACAGACCUGGAGAGGAUACUCUGGGAUCAGGCUGCUCACAGUAGAGAGCUGCGUAUGCAGGAGAGGGUAUUCAUGGGAAUGGGUCGCAAACCAUUCAUGGAUAUUCAACCCAGUGAUGCAGCGAUCUGUGACCGAGCUAUCAGCUGUGUUCUUCCCGGGAGAAUCCCUAUGGCGUAUUGUUCACACAGGGGUUUAGAAUAUCCCCGACCUCACUCCAUUGACUCCGGCAGCACCACCUCCACCACCCUCAGCCAGUCGUCUUCCUCAUCCGGCCGUGGCUCACUGCCCCCUGCUGGUCAUCCUGGGAACCUGUCACAGGGAGUGGACACCAAUCCAGCUGUCUGCUCCUCCGCUGACAUUGUGACUGACAAUGAGCUCAACAAUCAUCAUCUAAAUCAUCAUCAUCUCCACCGUAACUGUGAACAGUGCGAAACUCACCACCCUCUGAUGGACAGCAGUGAGUCAUCUGGGGAGUGCACGAAUCUCUUCAGCAGCUCAGCGCACAGCUGUCUGUCUGCCAUUGGUGGUGAAAGAGUGGACGACUCCUCCUGUGUGUCUCAGAGUUCACAGACUCAGCCACCGAUCUGUCGGACACCCAGCCUGAGGAAAAACAGCUCACCGGCAACUACCAGAAAGAAGCCAGGUGUAGCCCCCAAACCUCCACAUCUGGCUAAUUCUCAAGUGCAGGGUGAUAAACUUGUAAUUGGAAAAUCAACAUAAGUUUAGCCUUGGACCCUCACCAGAAGGAAGAUUGGCAUUCAGCUCAGGCUGGUCACUCCUGCUCCGGUCACCCUGCAGAUGGAUGGAUUGUGUAUGAUCAGGUCUUGUCAUGUUAGAGGUCUGCAGUGUAUGUAUCAUACUUCAGUCACUCAAAUGUGGUCAUUUUGAUCACAUGAAGAAAAUACUGCUGCUAAGCUGAUGUCACUGAAACAUUCACCAUGGAGUGAGAAGUGUCGACCCAUCAGUGGGAGUUUUUUUUAACAAACAGAAACACGUAUGUGAUACACGACAUGUGCCUUCCUCUUUUUGUCCAGCAGAAUCACCUUAACA
Archocentrus centrarchus (flier cichlid) is the source of this 4964-nucleotide messenger RNA. RefSeq names its product pleckstrin homology domain-containing family G member 4B-like. Gene Ontology annotation, molecular function: guanyl-nucleotide exchange factor activity. The record is from RefSeq and is a predicted model, not a curated record. The coding region runs from base 39 to 4634 and encodes 1531 amino acids. Lineage: Eukaryota; Metazoa; Chordata; Actinopteri; Cichliformes; Cichlidae. The transcript has 23 exons.